Molecule: messenger RNA, 405 nt
Organism: Hibiscus syriacus
Lineage: Eukaryota; Viridiplantae; Streptophyta; Magnoliopsida; Malvales; Malvaceae
Exons: 1
Coding region: 1-405 (134 amino acids)
Source: RefSeq, a predicted model, not a curated record
AUGGGAAUUUCCACUGAAGGGACCUGUGUUAACUGCAGUAAUUAUCAGGAGACAAGAAAUCACCUUUUAUGUCAAUGCUCUCUUGUUGUUCGACUUUGGAGCUCUGUCCUAUUGCUUAAUGGCUUGAAGAAUGCUUCAUCUUCAUGGGAAGAAAUGGUUACUCGGGCUUCUUCAUCUUGGAAAGGGAAAUCAUUGCUCACCACAAUCCUGAAGAUUGCUUGGACUGCCUAUAUCUACACAUUGUGGGAGGAAAGGAAUCGUAGAAUCUUCCAAGGUCGUCACAGAUCAACUGAAGAAUUGCUCAAGGUUAUUAUUGAAGCUGUGCGAAUUCAACUAAAGGGUAAAAAUAUUAAUAGAGCUGAUAGAAUAAACUCUAACCUUUGUAUUAAUUGGGGUAUUACUUAA